Macrosiphum euphorbiae (potato aphid) is the source of this 756-nucleotide messenger RNA. The record is from the annotation of a GenBank genome assembly. NCBI's taxonomy places the organism in Eukaryota, Metazoa, Arthropoda, Insecta, Hemiptera, Aphididae.
AUGGAGAAUCAUUAUAAGCCUUAUUCGUGCGAUAUGUGCGACAAAUCCUUCGGUAAGUAUAGCACUUUGACGACACACCGGCGCACUCACACCGGCGAAAAACCUUUCGCGUGCGACGUCUGCGACAUGUCGUUCAGUCAAAGCGGCAGUUUACAGAGACAUCGACGGACGCACACCGGCGAAAAACCUUUCGCGUGCGACGCGUGUGACAAGCGGUUCGCUCAGAGCAGCAGCUUGACGGAACACCGGCGCACGCACACCGGCGGAAGACCGUACGCUUGCGAUGUGUGUGGCAAAUCGUUUGGUCAGAGUAGCGGCUUGACCAAGCAUCGGCGCACGCACACCGGCGACAAGCCUUACGCUUGCGAUACGUGCGACAAGUCGUUCGCCGACGGCGGUAGUCUGAUAAGACAUCGGCGCACGCACACCGGCGAGAGACCGUACGCGUGCGAUUUGUGCGACGAGUCGUUCAUCGAAAGUGGCCAUUUGACGACACACCGGCGCACGCACACCGGCGAAAGGCCGUACGCUUGCGAUGUGUGCGGCAAGUCAUUCGGCCAGAGGAGCAUUUUGACGAGGCAUCUGCGAACGCACACCGGCGAAAAGCCUUUCGCGUGCGACAUGUGCGACAAGUCGUUCGGCGAGAGAGGCAGUCUGUCAAGACAUUCGCAGCACAAGCAUUUCGACGAAAAUGUGCGUCUUGCCAUACAACGUGCCUUACUAACUAUUGACCAAAUAUCCAGUAUGAUCCAAUAA